This is a messenger RNA of Botrytis sinoallii, 678 nucleotides long. RefSeq lists its product as uncharacterized. Gene Ontology annotation, molecular function: transcription cis-regulatory region binding; DNA-binding transcription activator activity, RNA polymerase II-specific. NCBI's taxonomy places the organism in Eukaryota, Fungi, Ascomycota, Leotiomycetes, Helotiales, Sclerotiniaceae. Bases 1 to 678 code for a protein of 225 amino acids. Gene Ontology annotation, cellular component: RNA polymerase II transcription regulator complex. The record is from RefSeq and is a predicted model, not a curated record. The transcript has 3 exons.
AUGGCAAACGGCCACUUUCUUCAUCAUGACGGUUCUACCGAUCCAUAUUUAAUGCACGGAGACAUGAAUUUAUAUGACACCUCGAGCGAGUCUUCAGCAAGCUCACCACUCAACAGCAAUACUUUUGAUCAUGUAUAUGGAAACGACCAUGUAUACGGAGGAAACACAUAUAUGACCUAUCCAUCAUUUCCCAUACAAUAUCAACCAAAUGGUGUGCCGGUGGGAUUGAUACCAGUGGAGUUAGAUAUCGAAGGUAUUUACGAGGAUCAUGAUCGCCGAAGGAGAAAGGGUGGAAACGACAAAGUGGUUGCUUCACACGUGCAUUCGCGUCGCCGAGCCCAAAACCGGGCUUCUCAACGAGCUUUCAGGGAUAGGAAAGAGAAACACAUGCGUGAACUCCAGCAACGAUUGGAGGAGCUUGAAGUUCGUCACAGUGAGCUUUCGCGUUCAUAUGAGUCACUGCAAGUGGAGUAUUCGGGCGUCAAGUCGGAAUUGGAUCGAAUGCGUAAAGGGAAGACCGAUCCCGAGCGGUCGGUAUCGGGCUUACCGAAAGAUUUUGAGCAAUCCAAUCUCAGGGGCUGGGAUGAAUCCAAGGUGGAAAGUAUGGAUCCGCUACUUUUCGACGUCUCUGCAUUUUGUUUUGAUCAGGAGGACAGUGGAUCGCAAUCCAAGGAAUAG